Branchiostoma belcheri (Belcher's lancelet) is the source of this 1728-nucleotide messenger RNA. RefSeq lists its product as uncharacterized. The record is from RefSeq and is a predicted model, not a curated record. NCBI's taxonomy places the organism in Eukaryota, Metazoa, Chordata, Leptocardii, Amphioxiformes, Branchiostomatidae. Gene Ontology annotation, molecular function: [protein-PII] uridylyltransferase activity; protein binding.
AUGUUGCGGAUGUGUGAAAGGCUGCUGAAGCCUGACCGUGAGCGGCUGAACCACGGCCCUGCCCGGGCGGAGUCAGGCUACCUCCGCGCGCUACUGGACGCCAUGGCCGACAUGGACAGGUGGGCGGAGGUGGAGCUGCUCAAAACUCUGGGAGACUUGAACUUGGAACAGGGAGAACUCGACAAGGACGUCGGCAAGUUCACCAGGGCCAUGAGGCUGUACGCGACUGCUCAGGUGCGGUGUAUGGACCCGGAAGUGGGGCUAACCCUGGAGCAUCGGUACAAAUAUGCGGCGCGGCGGCGGUUAAAACACCCACCGUACCAGAAAGACACCGUGAAAUGCACAGGAAGCUCUUCGCCAGCCAGUUUGGCAGAAAGAUUCCAGGAGUUGGACAAGAACUUGGCCUCAGGUGACAGCAUAGACGCUGUGAUGGUUGGAUACACACGGUUGAUGGUGGAAGGCAUUAUAGCUAGUGACAGUAGACUGGAAGCGGAAGCCAUUAAGAGUCUGGGCGACGCGUACCUGAAAAGAGGAAGGGAAACCAGAGACACGACGUGCCUGACGAAGGCGUCUGCUCUGUACAGCACGGCCCUGGCGAGGUGGGAGGGGGGCCAGGGAAGCGCCGUUCUGCUGCACCGGUUACUGUACACGGCAGAAGUCAGGUUGUACAGUGGCUGCCUGAGGAUAGCGGACCACAUCCUGAGGAGCGGCCACCUGGAUUUUGCGGAGGAAGUUUUUGCCUUUGCCCUGAGACUUAUUCACGACCCAAGCAAGCCUGCCCUGCCUGACGAAGCCCACUGCCUGUCCAGACUUGGUGACGUCUACACCAAAAAAGGCCAAGCAACAAAAGAAGGUAAGAAAUUCACACAGGCAGCAGCGCUGUACAACGCAGCCAUAGCCCGAACCGACGAUCCAAACAACCGGGAAAACCUCGUGGAGAAACUGCAGGAAGUAGAACUGUUAUUCCUACAACAUGUGAAAGGGGUCGACUCCCAGGUUAGUCUCCGUAACAAAAUACAAGCCCAUAGAGAGCAGUUAGAAGCCGUCCGUUCCUAUGCGAAAUCUCAGUUGGAAAUGAUCGAUGAGAAACACAACCCUUACCAAUAUGACGAGAAUUACCCAGCAGUGAGGGAAGUUGAAGUCCAAAGAGCAGAGGCGAUUGAGAAGCUGUUCCGGUACAUCUCCAGGGAGAGACAAGAGUUCGUCCAAGGGCUUCUUGAAGAAUGCAUGGAGAAACUUGGUUCUCCUCCGUGUAAGUACGCUUACAUCGGGCUGGGCUCACAGGCCACAGAACUGGUGACACCCUACUCUGACCUGGAGUUCGCCAUUCUGAUCGAGGAUGGGAAGGAUGAUGAUGAUGAUACACGGAGGUACUUCCUCAAUCUCACCCACUACCUACACCUGAAAGCCAUCAACCUGGGAGAGACCAUCCUCCCGGCCAUGGCGAUCCCGUCACUCAACGACUUCUACUCCGAGGACCCAGAGAGAGACUGGUUCUACGACUCCGUCACACCUCGCGGCUUUGCCUUCGACGGCUUCAUGCCCUGGGCUUGCAAGACACCUUUCGGCAGAGAGCAGACCAAAUCCAAACCACCUUAGUCUUAUCCAGACACCGACCAAGAUGGCGGAGUUCCAGCGACAAGAUGUUUCCCUGGCAGACGGCUAUCACCUGUCCAUCGUACUCAGACGUGCUGUACUCCUCAUGGGAGAUCAGGAUCUAGUGGAUGA